This is a messenger RNA of Thalassophryne amazonica, 4307 nucleotides long. RefSeq names its product inositol polyphosphate-4-phosphatase type I Aa (gene inpp4aa). Gene Ontology annotation, cellular component: cytoplasm. The coding region runs from base 241 to 3105 and encodes 954 amino acids. NCBI's taxonomy places the organism in Eukaryota, Metazoa, Chordata, Actinopteri, Batrachoidiformes, Batrachoididae. The record is from RefSeq and is a predicted model, not a curated record. The transcript has 23 exons. Gene Ontology annotation, molecular function: phosphatidylinositol-3,4-bisphosphate 4-phosphatase activity.
CGCGGGAGGCGCUGAUCCGUCGGACGGAUUCAGGGCGAGACUGCAGACGUCGUCGAAUCUGGAUCUGGAUGCAGGAUGCGCAUCAGAAUGACAACAAACCUCCUUUCCCCCUCUCUUUGCGACUUAUCACUGAGAGCAGUUUGACUACUGAGAACGACGCCUCACAGAUUCGCCGUGACAGACGCUUGUUGAUUUGGUUUCUUCGGCGAGCCCAACUCAGCCCUGACAGGUGUGACCGCCAUGUCCGGGAAGGAACGCAGCCCCCGCCAUCGGCCAUGGUCGGUCUACCGGGCCAACACGUUUGAUCUCUCAGCUGAGAUGAUGGGGCUGACUCUGGCAGGCAACAAUCAGGAUCCAGAUGAGCCUGUGCUGGAGUUUAGUGUGGCCUGCAGCGAGCUGGUUACUCCGGCUCUGGACCGGAAACCAUCCAGCUUCGUGGCGGUCAGCUGCACCACGCCGCCGCAGGCUUUCUGGACCAAGCACGCCCAGACGGAGAUCAUAGAGGGAACCAGCAACCCCAUCUUCCUGAGCAGCAUCGCUUUCUUCCAGGACUCUCUGAUCACCCAGCAGACUCAAGUCAAGCUUUCCGUCUACGAUGUCAAGGAUCGCUCGCAGGGCACGAUGUACAUGCUUGGUUCAGCCAUGUUUCCUGUGAAGGAACUGCUGCAGGACAAACAUCACCGACUCCACCUGACUCUCCGGUCAGCGGAGAACGAGCGCGUGGGGAAUAUCACCGUCAUCGCAUGGCAGAUCGAGGAGAAACGUGACCAGAGAGCUCCUGCUGCGAGGUUACAGAGAGGAGACACCGUUAACGGAAGAAUGGUUCUCCCUGUUGAUGCCAGCCUGACUGAGUCCAUGGCCAUUAAAUCCAAGUCGUCAUCUCUGUGCAAAGAUGCACUGUUGAAGGCUGUGUUUAGUAGUGUCAUAUCCCGAACGUACCGGUUCCCCACCACAGAUGGUAACCACCUGCGGAUCCUGGAGCAGAUGGCUGAGAGCAUGCUCUCGCUGCACAUUCCCCGACAAUUUGUCAAACUGCUACUGGAAGAAGACGCCGUCAGGGUGUGCGAGCUGGAAGAACUGGGAGAGCUGUCGCCGUGUUGGGAGAACCUCAGGAGGCAGAUCAUCACUCAGUACCAGACCAUCAUCCUCACAUACCAGGAGACCAUCAGCGACCUGCAUGAAUACAAAGGUCCAUCGUUUAAGUCCAGCAUGCUGAAGACAGAGAAGAAGUUGGAGUUUAUUCCCACUAACCUGCACAUCCAGAGGAUGAGAGUGCAGGGUGAGUCUGGCUGUGACCGAACAUACGACAUUGUGACUAUCGGCGCUCCUUCUGCUCACCAUCAAGGUUUUAAAGGCUGUGGUGUCCGAAAACUGCUGCACAAACUGGAGGAAGCCAGGAAACACGCUUACGAGGAGGAGAGCUCUGCUGCUUCGGGCUCCAGAAGGACAGCUGCUUACCUGCCGCAGGACGUGCUGAAAGCCAAGGAGCUGAUUGGUCAGAUCAACACCCUGAAGACACAAGUGUGUUACUACACUGAGCGUCUGUCCCGAGCCACCAAAGAUCGCUCUGCCAACGCACUGGAGAGAACCCUGACCAUCCUGACAGAGAAGACCCGUCAGCUUGUGAACGUUUGUGACUCCAAGCUCCUCUCCUCUGCCAUCUUGGCCCUAGCCGCCGCCCGCCCAGAAUUCGCUCAGCGAAGCAGCCCAUCGGCAUCCUCGUCCUCUCUCUCGCCAUCCUCUCGCUCUCCAUCACGCUCCCCCUCCCAUCACCCCUCCUCCCCGUCUCGUACCGCUACCUCACCAUCUCGCCAUGCAGUGCCUUCGGAGGGCAGCGAUGGAAGUAAAAACAAGCGCAGCUCUUUGCAGGUUGACUGGGGGGAGGAAGACUGGGACAGGGUUCGGCUAAAUGUUGACAAGAGCCUGGAGUGUGUGAUCCAGAGCGUGGACCGGCUGUUGCAACGUGGCAAACUGGAGAGCGACAGCAGCUCUGAAGACGUUUUCCUGCUCGCCAGUGAGGACCCGAGUCAGUCUAAGAAGGGAGAGUGGAGUGAGGUUCUGUACCCGCUCCUCGCCACGCUGACUGACUGCGUGUCUUUGAUGAGUGACAAAGCCAAAAAGGCCAUGGUGUUUCUGCUGAUGCAGGACAGCGCUCCCACCAUCGCCAUGAGCAUCAGCCUGCAGUACCGCCGCGAUGUUGUCUUCUGCCAGAUGCUUACAGCGUUGAUCUGCGGCUUCAUUCUUAAAUUGAGGAAUUCUCUGUGCAACUCAGGCUUUCUCAGGCAACUCCACACCAUUGGAUUACUGGUUCAGUGUGAAGGACUGCUCAGCACCUAUGGGGAGGAGCUGGCCAUGCUGGAGGACAUGAGUGUUGGCGUGACAGACCUGAGGAACGUUACCUUCAAAGUUACACAAGCAACUUCCAGUUUCAGCCCGGACAUGCUACCGGUGAUCUCCGGAAACAGGAACGGCUUUACCAUCAGGGUUCCCCUGCCAGGAGCCAUGUUUGACACGUUACCGCGGGAGAUCCAGAAUGGGAUGCUGCUGCGGGUUCAGCCCGUCCACUUCAACGUGGGGAUCAAUGAACAGCAGACGUUAGCUGAGAAGUUUGGAGAUACGUCACUGCAGGAAGUGAUCAACAUGGAGAACCUAGCUCGCCUCAGCUCCUACUACGACCAGUUUAAAGAUGUCCUGCCAGAGGACUGCCUGCCUCGCUCCCGGAGCUCCACCAGUCUCCCUGAGCUCCUCAAACUGUUGAGUCAGAACGUCAACAUCAAGAAAAGCAAAAACGUGGAGAUUCUGUGGCAGGCAGCCGAGGCAUGUCGUCGUCUGAACGGUGUGCGUUUCACCAGCUGUAAGAGUGCUAAGGACCGCACAGCCAUGUCUGUGACCCUGGAGCAGGGUCAAAUUCUCCAACAGGAGCACGCUUUGGCCCCACAGGUCUUCUACCAGGCUUUGGACUGUAUGCGCAGUGAGGGAUGCAGGAGAGAGAACACCAUGAAGAAUGUGGGAUGUCGUAAAUAUGCCUUUAACUCCCUCCAGCUCAAGACAUUCCCCAAACAGUACCGCCCACCAGAAGGGACAUACGGCAAAGUCGAGACCUAAGUGGAUUCCUUCACCUGUGUCGGAAAACACGAAGGGACUGAGAGGGACAACAACUAAAGCAUCAAACAAUUAAAAACAAGUCAAAAUGAAGCCGCCCUCAGUUUUGUGUUUAGCCACUGUUGAAAUGAUUAAGUUCCAGUUUGUGUUUAGGUUGUUUUCUCCUCUCAGUCUUACUGCAGUCACAGUCUUUUCUUGCCUUCACAACCAUAAAUGGUGAGGAUAACGAAUUCUGUCUUAAAGAGUAACGCGCACGCAGUCAUCCCUGCAUGCUGCCGUACUCGAUGUAGCAUCAUCAAGCAUACAGCGCCUUGAUUUCUCACUCUUAAAUAAGAUGUGCAGGUCAUUCAUUAGAGACACUUAUAAUGCACAAAGUCAGGGGUGCAGCCAGGAAUUUAUUUUGGGGGUGGGGGGUUGGGAAGAGGAACUGUCCACUAGAUGUCUCCAUAAAAGAGUUUCAAGGGUUUUGAAACACCAAAUGAAUUUCUAAAAUAAUUGUUCCAUUCAGUGUUUUGAGGAUUAGCUGUCUUUACACAAAUAUUUAACACCAAUAAUUUGAUUAUACAACAGAGAAACUGAGAAAAGAUGUGUGAAACACAAAUUUGAUGACCCCAGUAUUUGUGUUGCAUUCAUAUAUAAAUGUUCUCUUAAUAGAAUCAAAGUGUUCAGAUUUUUUCUCCCUUACUUUCAGACUACUGCAUUAAUUCGGGUGUGACUCAAGAUAUUUCACAUAUUCUUUCAGAAUAUAUAUUCAGCACUGUGCUGGUUCCUUCAAAGUUAAGUAUGUGUUCUCAUAUAUGCAGAAAUUUGUGACUGGAACUGGCUUCAUUAUUUCAGCCUGCAUGUUUUUUUAUUAUUAUUUUGCUUUCUAUUAAACAAUUAAGCACAUUUUAAAAUGCAUCUACACUGAAGUAAAAUAAUGCAUAUUGCAUUAUUGUAUCGAUAAAUCUUCUGUUGUCACUUUAUCACUUCCAGGAUGGUAUAUUUUACUGUAAGAUACAAAGACAGUGAAUUUUAUUUAAAGAAUUUUGUUUUUCUGAUGCGGUGUGGUUCAAGUUGACAAAUGCUGUUUUGACUUUUUUUCAUAGUUAUUUAGUAAAUUGUGUAACCCUCAUUCUGAUCAGAUGUGGUUGGAAGACAGACUCUCACAGAGAUACAAGUUCCACACUAAACUGUACAUUGAAUAAAAGUUUCUCGAACCUUCA